Messenger RNA from Neolamprologus brichardi, 1692 nucleotides. RefSeq names its product cAMP-responsive element modulator-like. Gene Ontology annotation, cellular component: transcription regulator complex; nucleus. Gene Ontology annotation, molecular function: RNA polymerase II cis-regulatory region sequence-specific DNA binding; DNA-binding transcription factor activity, RNA polymerase II-specific. Gene Ontology annotation, biological process: regulation of transcription by RNA polymerase II. The record is from RefSeq and is a predicted model, not a curated record. NCBI's taxonomy places the organism in Eukaryota, Metazoa, Chordata, Actinopteri, Cichliformes, Cichlidae.
UCGUACUGAGCCAAUCAACCAAUCAGAAUGGGCAAGAGAAAAAAAACACUGCCUAACGGGCUCACUGAUACACACGCCAAAAAAAAAAUAAAAAUAAAAAAAAUAACUGCGUCAGUUAAUCAUCAUCAUCUACUAAGGAACUAGCACAAACACGUGAUUUACGAUUGAACCAGUGCCUCUCAGAAUAAAUCAAAUGAAGACAGAGGAGAAAUAUCAGCUGCCCGUUGACCAGCAAAAGAGCUGCAAACAGAACAAUGGGCUUUUUCAAAGAGUUCCCGCCACGAUAAUGCCUAAUAAGGUAGAGAACCUGCCAUCUAUGGCUAUGACUAGGACACAAACACUCCAGUAUCCAUUAAGCACUUCUCUUCAGUGCUGUGGAGGGAUCCAGAAUUGGGCACAGCACCCCUAUACUGCGUAUUCCUUACCAGGCACUCCGGUCAACUUCCAAAUCAGUACACAGAUCCUCCAUCCAUCAAUUGCCACGGCCAGCACACGCACACCAAGUCCUCCACCAGAAACCUGCGCCCCUGGUGACCUGACUGGCUGCCAGCUGCGUAACCCCACUUCCAGCCUCCCUCAGGGUGUCGCAGGGCCCGGCGCUCACAGCUCCCAGACACUUCUAGAGGAUGCCUUACAGAAGAGGGAGCUGCGCUUGAUGAAGAACAGGGAAGCUGCCCGUGAGUGUCGGCGGAAGAAGAAGGAAUAUGUCAGGUGCCUUGAGAAUCGCGUGGCCGUGCUGGAAAAUCAAAAUAAGACUCUGAUAGAAGAGCUUAGAGCCUUAAAAGACAUCUAUCGUCACAAAGUGGAGUGAUGGGGAAUCGGGAUUGUGUGGACUGUGUCGGUUUGUUUCUGUGGCCCAUCUUGAGGACUCUGUGUACAUAUACACGCACUCCAACGAACACACACCCUUUGUAGUUGCUGAUUAAAUGUGUUUACACGAUGAUGUCAGUGUGUCAGGCUCUGAAUUAUCCAUGCACCAGCAGCAGCUGAAAUAUGCAGCUUGUUUCAGGAGAUAUCAGUGAGUAUUUGUGAGCCAGGCUUCUAGAGGAAGUAGGCCCUGUGUGGAUCAGAAUGUCCAAUAGCGGAGGUUAAACCUGAACGUGUCAGCAAUGGCUUUGCGUUACCUUAACCGCAUUGCGUUUUACAUUCCUUUACAAUAUUAUGAUGUGGGUCUGUUCAAAUACUCCAUUAAUUGGUAGUCUUUAUGAUGGCUUUGUUUGGAGGACUGUUCAGGGAGAAAAAUGCUGCCAGAAGCCAAAUUUUCAAACAUCAGGGUUCAUGUGAUCUUCAGGGCUUCACAAAGUUUGUGGUUUUAUUUUUAAAAUUUUGUUUGAUUUUAGAAGGUCCGAUGCCUCUAACCAGUGGCAUUAUUAUUUAUUUGGGCAUUUUUUGCUGCACAUUGUUCUAUAUUUUUGGGAUAUUGCAGCAUAGUUGAGUGUAUGUUUAGAAAAAAUGUCUGUUUUUGAAGCAUUUGCAUUAACUUGUCGUUUCCUUUUUUUGUUCCCUUUGCAUCUGUAUCUGUGAUUAAAUUUAACACUCUGGUCGUGAGACAGUUGCUCAUUUGUUUUUAAUGACAUAUUAGCUGCUGGAUUCCCGGUGCAUCAUUUCUCCUCUGCAGCACGUUAAGAAUCGUCAGAACCCAUGUGAAGGCCUUUUGGAAUGUUUUCACUUCAAUAAAAUUCUCGUUCAGCC